CAAUUCAAUUUUCGCAUCCAUUCCAACUAAAGUGUUUUUUUAUCAUCUUAAUCAUAGAAGUGAUACUAACGACUUAUUAGCGGACUCGAGCCUCUUGAAUUCAUUUUUUUGCUCUGAGUUGGCUUUUUAAUUUGGCAGGACGUCAUCAUCGUCUGCUUUUAUUCCUGUUCUUUUUCCCUUUUAUUUUACUUCCAUUGAACAUAUUCCGAUGCACUACAGCCGGUGACGCGACUCCCUUGCCCCUUUCUCCAAAAUAGUAGUGUGGAAAAAGGUCGUCGCCAACCAGUUUUCCUACCAUCAACCUACCUGUAUCGAGUUUGCGCGAUUGUCCAAGUCGAUAAUUAUCUGUUUCACGAUUUGACACGAUUCGACUUCCUUAUCCUACGUCGGCCUAUUUGUCGCUUCUCACCGAUAUCCUAACCGUCAACACGCUCGUUAAUCGCAACAACAAAUCGCACAGCUGCCUAUCAUGAGGCUCCUCGCCUCCCUCGCGCUAUUCCUCAGCGCUGCUGCCCUUGGCACCGCGCAAGCAAUUGGUGCAGAGACAAGUGAUAGUCCAGAUCGGGAAAACACAUACUUUAAUGGCAAAAGAGUACCCCCAUUACUCGAGUUAACUGCUGAUAACUUCGAUAAAGAAGUGAAGCUGUCAAAAUUCCUUGUUGUCAAAUAUUACAGUCCAUACUGUCCUCAUUGUAUAGAUUUUGCACCAACCUACCAGACCUUGUACGAAUAUUACUACACCUCUAAAGCACCUAGCGACUCCGAGUCGACGGCUUCUUUCGAAAAGUACUACGAUAUCCGAUUUGCUGAGCUGAACUGUGUUGCUUAUGGCGAUUUGUGCACGAAACAUGAUAUUCAAUCAUACCCUCAGACCAUCCUCUACAAAGAUGGCGAGAAAGCCGAUCUCGUCAAAGGUGGAAAGGGAAUGUCUACUAUUUCGGGAUUAGUCGAAGGUGCGCUGGAGAAGGAAAAGCCUGGUACUCGGCCUAAAGAACUUGCCCUCCCCGAACCUGGUGCAACUGCCUUCCCGGCUACGUCAUCUGAGACUGAACAGGGCGUUGAGAAGCCUGUGAAAGGUGGAAAGGAGGAUACCACGGCUAUCACCAAGACCACGCCACAAAAAGUCGACAGCACGAAACCAUCUAAGCCGACCAAGACACCUAACGAGCAAGGAAUUUCUGUUUCACUCACCGCCGAAAGCUUCCAGACUUUGGUUACCAUGACCCAGGAGCCAUGGUUCAUCAAAUUUUACGCUCCCUGGUGUCACCAUUGUCAAGCCAUGGCUUCUAACUGGCAGCAGUUAGCGAAAGAGAUGAAGGGAAAACUCAACGUUGGCGAAGUCAAUUGCGAUGCGGAAUCUAGGCUCUGCAAAGAUGUCCAUCUUCGUGGAUUCCCUACAAUCCUUUUCUUCAGAGGAGGCGAGCGCGUUGAAUAUAACGGAUUACGAGGGCUCGGCGACUUCAUCCAGUACGCUGACAAAGCUUUGGAUAUUUGCAGCGGUGUUCAGGAUGUUGAUGCCACCUCUUUCGCAGCCCUUGAAGAGAAGGAGGACGUAAUUUUCGUCUACUUCUAUGACCAUGCUACUACAAACGAGGAUUUCAUGGCUCUCGAAAGGCUUCCCCUUAGCCUGAUCGGACAUGCCAAGCUUGUGAAAACGAAGGAUCCCGAACUCUACAACAGAUUCAAGAUUACGACAUGGCCUAGGCUAUUGGUAUCGCGGGAAGGGAGACCUACAUACUACAAUCCUUUGACCCCGAGGGAAAUGCGCGAGACUCAUCUAGUCCUCACUUGGAUGAAAUCCGUGUGGUUGCCCAUCGUUCCUGAGCUCACUGCCUCAAACGCGCGCGAAAUCAUGGACGGUAAGAUUGUCGUCCUAGGAAUCUUGAACAGGGAAGACCAGGAGACAUUUUUGAGUGCUAAGCGCGAGAUGAAACGUGCUGCAAAUGAAUGGAUGGACAAGCAGAUACAGCUCUUCCAGCUCGAGCGACAGAAUCUCCGAGAUGCCAAACAACUCCGUCUCGAGGAGGCGGAGGAUCGCAAUGACCAGCGGGCUUUGCGAGCCGCUAAAAGUAUCCGGAUUAGCAUGGAUAUGUCUGACCGUAAGGAGGUUACAUUUGCCUGGGUCGAUGGUGUCUUCUGGCAAAGGUGGAUUCGCACCACUUACGGUAUCGAUAUCAAGGAUGGCGAACGCGUUAUAAUCAACGAUGAGGACAACCGACGUUAUUGGGAUAUGACUAUUACCGGCAGCCCCAUUGUUCCCUCUCGAGUAUCGAUCCUAGAGACCAUCUCGAAGGUCACAACCUCUCCGCCCCUAAUUAAACCCAAGCUCACGAUCUCGAGUUUCGAAAAGAUCUUCUUUGACAUAAGAGUCACCUUCUCCGAACACCCGUACCUCUCGUUCGGUUGCAUAGCAGGCAUCGGUCUAGGCUGCGCGUCGUGGUUCCGAGGACGACUCCGGAGGAAUCGUGGACAUUUCCGUCUCGAGGAUAACCUCCCUAUCAAGGAAAUAAAGGAGGGUCUCCUUGGCAACACUGCCAACGGAAAGAAGGACUAAAUGAACGAUUUCCUGGAGGAAAAAACAAAGACUUGGAGCAUCGACAUUGGGAAGCCAUGGGUUACUGGAGUUAUAUCAUCCAGCGGGAGUUCUGUAUAAUACUCUCUUGUGUCCGUGUGCAUGCACAUGUCACCCAUACAACUGUCCAUCGUCGUUUUUUAAAUUCGGUGUCUUGGUUAAGGACACUUUUAUACCAGCUCAGAAAGCUAUGGCGCAGCACGAAAGUUUGGGACUACGGGAAUGAAAUAUAGGAGAGGGAACGAAGGGCUGUCGGUAGAAAAAAAGAGACUGGUUAUACCAAACCAUCCUCUUCUGUUUUAUCACGAAAGCAGAGAAACGCAUCAUAAUAAUAUUCCCUUGCUACUUUAUAUCUGCCUCGCCUCUUUGAUAUGGGUGCUGCUGUCUUGUGUGCUUCUCAUAGAAUACAUAGGAGUUUGGGAAGGGAAAGGGGACGUAUUCGAAUACAAAUCGGGGCCGUCGUGUAAAUUGGCCAAUACUGUUUGUUUUAUAUAUAUCUGACAUCUACAUC
Annulohypoxylon maeteangense is the source of this 3083-nucleotide messenger RNA. Its product is annotated as thioredoxin-like protein. Gene Ontology annotation, molecular function: protein disulfide isomerase activity. Gene Ontology annotation, cellular component: endoplasmic reticulum. The transcript has 3 exons. Lineage: Eukaryota; Fungi; Ascomycota; Sordariomycetes; Xylariales; Hypoxylaceae. The record is from RefSeq and is a predicted model, not a curated record. The coding region runs from base 470 to 2554 and encodes 694 amino acids.